Messenger RNA from Thlaspi arvense, 2511 nucleotides. NCBI's taxonomy places the organism in Eukaryota, Viridiplantae, Streptophyta, Magnoliopsida, Brassicales, Brassicaceae. The record is from the annotation of a GenBank genome assembly.
AGAAGGGUGAAAUGGUAAUUCAAACAAAAGCCUGUCAGUUCCUAACCGACCGGUGGUGAAAGGUGAAGAAGCUUUUUUCUUUUCCGAGUUUAUGCUCUUCGGCGGGAGAAAUUGAAGACGAUAUUUCCACCAUGGAAGACUCAGAUAAAUCGACAGCCUUGAAGAAAGCUUACGCCGAGAUUAUACUAAACACGGCGAAGGAAUCGGCGGCUAGGGUUAUGCUUUCCGAUAGAAAAUCAGCUCGGUUUCACCACGAUCUCUGCGGAACGAAGGAGGAGUCUCUUCGUUUGCUUGUUCGAUUGAAACAGAUGAUAGAUGCUAAGACGAUAGAAUCAGAGGUUUCGUCAACAAACCAGCAAAAACAGAUUGAUGUGCUUGAAGCCCAGCUUCAAGAGGCUGAAGAUAUUAUUACUGACCUGAGGUCAGAGUUGAGAUGGGUGAGAGACAAUUUGGAGAAAGCAAGGGUUAAUGAGCUGCAGGAACUAAAUGUAGUGAACAAGGAAGAAGAAGAAGAAACGAUUUCUGCUCAGAAGGCUGAGGAUCCUGAGGCUAUUGUUGUUGGAAGUUUGCAUCCUGAUCAAGAGGUUGUAGACACUUGCUUCUCUCUUCCGGAUCAGAGCUCAUUGCAAGAGGUUGAAUGUGGAAAUGACGGAAAGCGGUUGGACCGGUUUUCGAGUGUUAGUACUUUGAAAGGCUGUGAUGCUCGUGAGUCUGAAUUGGAAGCUAAUAUCAUAAGCAAAAAGCUUGAGCUUUCUAGAAAUGGUUGUACACAGAGGAUCCACGCUUUGGAAAGGAGGAAUUCAUCUUCUUCUGCAAAUGAAGAGGAACAAGGCGUGAUUGAAAAGGACAGUGGAGAAACCCUGAGCUCAGGAAAAGUGAACGGACACGAAGCUGGCACUUUGGGAAACACGAGAUGUCUUGUUCUUGCUCUUAGAGCCAGUAGCGCAGAGGUGGUAACGAUGCCGUCAAACGCGUUAGGAGUCAAGAAAACCAGCAAGCCGCAUAAAUUACGAGGAAGGAGGAAGAUGAGGUGGGGAAAGCCCAAAGCUACAUCAGUUAGGUCUCAAAGUCAGCUUAUCAAACCUUGUCAAUCUCAGUCUUAUCUUUCCUGUUCAAAAACAUCGAUGGACAAUACAGAUGGCGAAGAUUUUUCCAUGGAGACACAAAUGUUGGUAGAGAGUAAGGAGGUGGAUGAUCUUAACGCCUGUAAAGCGUUGGAAGAACAUUUGCAGCAUAAAAGAACACUAUACAGUGGUGAUAUCAGUAUCAUCCGUAAAGGGAAAACGAGCAAGAAAAUGAAAAAUUUGGGAGGUAUAUCUUCCUCUGUAAAUCCUACUGAUCAUUUAAUGGAGGCCUGUCCAGAAUCGAGUUUAGUCUUCAUUAAUGUUGAGGAUGGUGAAAGUAAGGCAGAUAUACCUGAAAGCGAGACUAAGAUAAAGCCACUUCCUCGUUUGGAUCCCGGGUUAACUUCAAGUAAAAGCAACGUGGAUCCGACUUCAGGAGUCUCAAAUGUUGCUGUCGUCAGUGUGACUGCAGCAAAUCGAUCAACAGACAAAGACUUGAAAUCAAGAGAAGAAGAUGUCUUGGUAAGUUGUGUAGGUGAAGAAGAUAGUGUGGUUCCAUCUACCAAAAUGGGUUCUGAGUUGGUCAAUCUACGUUCUGACUCGAAAGUUACUGCAAUAGUGACAGAUAAAAUCAGUGAGCCUCCAAGAGCCGAUGGAAAUCGACUUGUAAAGUAUACAUUCCAAAGGAAACGAAAGAGAGGAUCUUCAAACCAAAAUGAUGAUAGUAAUAACCUUCCAGGGAAAAGAGAGGUCAAGGAGAAAGAAAACAGCAUUCAAGACCCAACUGAAUCCACUUUGAGUAAUGAACAAUCUAGACAAACUCCACAACUAACUUAGGUUGCCACACAGCCUAAAUCCUUGUGUGAAAGCUGAUGGUAGACUGGCUAAUCUUUGUGCAAGGGAACACUUGAGAACACAUAUAUCAACUAAAGCUUAAGCUGAGAAGUAUGUAUUUAUCUAUCUUGACACCUUAUGUAUUACUAUAUUUUAACUUCAGCUUAUCUAUGACUGUAGUAAUCCAUGUGUGGAUUUUGUAGAUCUAGUGAGACGAGGGAAAAGAAAGAAUCACAACUAAUAUGUGAAUUUUGAAAUUGUUAUAGCAAGUCAACUUAUUCUUAAAAUGACCAGUUUGAUAUGGUUGUAACUAAAUUUGUUGGAUGAAAAAGGUGAAACACUUGAAUGGAAAACUUCAUAAGCGUGGUCCUGACUCAUUUAUCUACCAGAAUUGGUUUCAGACAAAAUUUAUCUUGAAGAAAAAAGAUAAUCAAACAGUGGUUUUAAACAUUUUGUAUACUCUGUUGAGCAAUUCUAGUAAUAUAUGCUCUAAUAUAUGUGGUAUAUAAUGUUUUCGAGAUUAGAACAUUUACAAACAGAAAACGCAUGUGUUUGGGAAAGACGAACAAACAUGGGGGCCACACUGCUCUGAAAGAAUUAACAUGACAGAGAG